This is a messenger RNA of Jaculus jaculus (lesser Egyptian jerboa), 1105 nucleotides long. It is a transcript of the gene Ndufaf5, whose product is annotated as NADH:ubiquinone oxidoreductase complex assembly factor 5. The coding region runs from base 45 to 1085 and encodes 346 amino acids. Gene Ontology annotation, biological process: mitochondrial respiratory chain complex I assembly. The transcript has 11 exons. Gene Ontology annotation, molecular function: S-adenosylmethionine-dependent methyltransferase activity. Gene Ontology annotation, cellular component: mitochondrion. The record is from RefSeq and is a predicted model, not a curated record. NCBI's taxonomy places the organism in Eukaryota, Metazoa, Chordata, Mammalia, Rodentia, Dipodidae.
GGCGCAUGCGCACGACCACAAAAAGCGUGAGCUAAUGUUUGAAGAUGCUGCGUCCGGCAAGGGUCGUCUGGUCUCUGUGGUUACGGCCGAGGACGCCAGGGGUCUCGGCUGGAAACGGUGAUCGCAGGAAUGUCGCUUCUGGUGGUCCUCCUUCUGGCAGCACCUCUCCCAGAACCCUGAAUAUCUUCGACCGGGAUUUAAAGAGGAAACAGAAGAACUGGGCAGCCCGGCAGCCUGAGUCGAGGAAAUUUGAUUACCUGAAGGAGGAGAUUGGAAGUCGGAUUGCAGAUCGUGUGUAUGACAUAGCCAGAAAUUUUCCCCUUGCUUUGGAUGUUGGAUGUGGAAGAGGCUACAUAGCACAACAUUUGAAUAAGGAAACUAUUGGAAAGUUUUUCCAAAUAGACAUUGCAGAAAAUGCUUUGAAAAAUUGUUUAGAAACAGAUAUCCCUACUGUGAGUGUUUUAGCUGAUGAAGAAUUCCUUCCCUUCCAAGAAAAUACAUUUGACCUGGUGGUUAGCAGCUUAAGUUUGCACUGGGUGAAUGAUCUCCCUAGAGCACUUGAACAGAUUCAUUAUGUCUUAAAACCAGAUGGAGUGUUUGUUGGUGCAAUGUUUGGAGGUGACACACUCUAUGAACUUCGGUGCUCUUUGCAGUUAGCAGAAACAGAAAGGGAAGGAGGAUUUUCUCCACAUAUUUCUCCUUUCACUGCUGUCAAUGACCUAGGACAUCUGCUUGGGAGAGCUGGCUUUAAUACACUGACUGUGGACACUGAUGAAAUUCAAGUUAACUACCCAGGAAUGUUUGAGUUGAUGGAAGAUUUACAAGGUAUGGGUGAGAGCAACUGUUCUUGGAAUAGAAAAGCCCUGUUGCACCGAGACACAAUGCUAGCAGCUGCAGCGGUUUACAGAGAAAUGUACAGAAAUGAGGAUGGUUCAUUACCUGCCACAUACCAGAUCUAUCACAUGAUAGGAUGGAAAUACCAUGAUUCUCAGGCAAGACCAGCUGAACGAGGUUCUGCAACUGUGUCAUUUGGAGAACUAGGAAAACUAAACAACCUCAUGUCACAGGAGAAAAACAACUUAUAAUAAAUAUCUUUUCAGUGUUA